Messenger RNA from Zophobas morio, 1603 nucleotides. Its product is annotated as copine-5-like. NCBI's taxonomy places the organism in Eukaryota, Metazoa, Arthropoda, Insecta, Coleoptera, Tenebrionidae. Bases 542 to 1555 code for a protein of 337 amino acids. Gene Ontology annotation, cellular component: plasma membrane. The record is from RefSeq and is a predicted model, not a curated record. Gene Ontology annotation, biological process: cellular response to calcium ion. Gene Ontology annotation, molecular function: calcium-dependent phospholipid binding. The transcript has 19 exons.
CUCUAGUGGUGUUAAAUCAAAGAUUUCUUUAAGUUUUAAGUGCAGUAAACUUUUAGACCUUGAUGUUGUAUCUAAGAGCGAUCCCCAGGUUUUUGUUGAGUUAAAAAAUGGAGAAAGCAAUUUUCAGUUAAUAGGCAAAACGGAGAUAGUAAAAAACAACCUCAAUCCUCAAUUUACUAAAACUGUUGAAAUUCCCUUUAAUUUUGAAUGCUAUCAAGUUCUUAAGUGCUCUGUCUAUGAUAUAGACGAAAAAAAGAAAGAGUUUAUCGGUAGCGUAACUUGUACGAUUGGUGAGCUGUACCGGUCCCCAAACUCAACUCUAAAGAAGACACUUUUGAAUAACGCUUUAAAGGGUUAUGAUUGCGGAAAGAUUGAGAUUAGGGCCGAGGAACUAGCCAACAACAACGAUGAGCUAAUCCUGAACUGUUCAGCAAGUCAGCUGGAUAAGAAGGAUCUUUUUGGUAAGUCGGACGGCUUUCUUGUCUUUUAUAAAGAAAACAAAGAUGGAUCGUGGACGGCUGUGCAUAAAACGGAAGUCGUCAUGAAUACGUUAAACCCAGUUUGGCGGCAACAAGUUAUCCCCGUUCGUGUUUUGUGUAACGGAGAUUUCCUGAGAAAAAUAAAAGUAACUUGUUUUGACUGGAAUAAGAGCGGCGUCGAGGAUUUCAUCGGGUCUUUUGAGACGAGUCUCUCCGAGCUGUUGAGAAGGCGCAACUUUACACUUAUAAAUAAGAAGAAAGCCAAAAAGAGUCACUAUAAGCACUCUGGCUCUGUUGACAUAGAAGGGAAGCUCAUCAAAGGCCAUACCUAUCUGGACUACAUUCGCGGGGGGAUGGAAGUUAAUCUCAACGUCGCCGUGGACUUCACUUCAUCCAAUGGACCAUUCAACGAUCCUAAAAGUUUGCACUUUCUAGGCCACAACGGCAGCUUAAAUCCGUACCAGGUUGCUUUGCUUUCCAUUGCUCAGGUCCUCAACGAUUGGGACAGUGACGGCUUAUACACGGCGUACGGUUUUGGGGCGAAACUACCAGAUGGAAACGUUUCUCACUGCUUUGCUAUGACCGGAGACCCUCUACGUCCUUCGGUUUGUGGGAUCCAAGCGCUAAUGGAAGCCUAUGUUAAUACAGUUAGAAAUGUGGAGUUUUGGGGACCGACUAACUUUGCUCAGAUUAUUAGGACUGUCUCUUCCCUUGCAUCGCAAGGCGCUCCCGGCUCCAAGUACACCAUCUUGCUCAUCUUGACUGACGGAGAAAUAUCGGACAUGGAGGAAACCUGUGAUGAGAUAGUGAAGGCAUCGGACCUUCCCGUAUCGAUAGUAAUAAUUGGUCUGGGAAACGCAUGCUUUGACAAGAUGAAAGUUCUGGAUGCUGAUAUAUCUCCCCUCAUAAGUAGAAGAUACGGAAGAGCUAAGCGGGAUAUUGUGCAGUUUGUAAACUUUAAUGACGUCCGAAGAAGAGGAAGAGACAUUACAUCGGCUACUCUAGAGGAAAUCCCCGACCAGGUUGUUACCUACUUUAAGAUGCAUCAUAUCCCUCCUGCUAUAAGAAACUUUUAGUUAGUCGACCCUCUAACUUUUGAAAAUUAAAUUUUUUGACUACUUCGA